This is a messenger RNA of Cooperia oncophora, 270 nucleotides long. Lineage: Eukaryota; Metazoa; Nematoda; Chromadorea; Rhabditida; Trichostrongylidae. The record is from the annotation of a GenBank genome assembly.
AUGCACGAUCCGAUGGCAAUGCGUCCGUUCAUGGGUUACAACUUUGGUGAAUACCUCCAACACUGGAUUGAUCUGAACAAGCCCGGAAGAAAGGUACCAAAGAUCUACCAUGUGAACUGGUUCCGUAGAGAUGCUGACAACAAAUUCCUCUGGCCGGGCUAUGGUGACAAUAUCCGUGUUAUCGAUUGGAUUGUUCGCCGACUUGACGGUGAGCAGGACAUCGGUGUCGAUACUCCUAUCGGAGUUGUGCCUAAGAAGGUGAGCUACUAG